Molecule: messenger RNA, 2545 nt
Organism: Linum trigynum
Lineage: Eukaryota; Viridiplantae; Streptophyta; Magnoliopsida; Malpighiales; Linaceae
Source: the annotation of a GenBank genome assembly
UUCCUUCAUGAUCUAUCUCCCAAUCUAGAUAGCCUAGCCUAGCCACCCAAAGGGGUGGAUAAUAAUAAUCUUCAUUUAAAAUGCUAAUUUUAGAAUAUUUUUUGUUAUGAAUUUUUUAGACAAUAUUGGUUGAUUUUCAAGCACCAACCCAUUUUAUAUUGUCAAAUUAAAUAACAAAAGAAAAAAGAGGAAACUAGAGGUAAAAAUCUAGAUGCUUAAUAUAGGCUAGGAGAAAAGAAAACAAAGAUAAACCUUGGAAUUAAGACCUCUCAACCCCUUCAAAAACCACCAUGUCUUAACCCUUUCACCCUAAACGAAAUCAAAACAACACAAAACAAGAAAGAAACAAUCAAACAAACCCAAAACAAAUCCUUUGUCAGAGGAAAUUAGUAGAGAAGAAGGUUAGGAGUAAAGGGCAAGCCCUAACUCCAAUUAGGGAAAUUCCUACCCAAAACAAGAGCUCAAUUUCCGAACUUCUAUCAAGGUUUGUCAUUUUCUGCCUUAUCUUUCAUUUUUAAGCUUAAAGUUAAAAACUGGAAUUUUGGUCAUUUUCUUCUUAUCUUUCAUUUUAAGCUUAAAGUUAAAAACUGGGUUUUGGUCAUUUUCUCUUUAAUCUUCCAUUUUCAAGCUUAAAGUUAAUAACUGAGUUUUGGGGAGUCCUCAACAUCUUAACAACAUUUAAUUUGAUUGAAAUGUUGUGCAUUAGAAAUCAAUUAAUUUACUAUCAAAUUGAAAUUUAUAGUUUGACAAACAAGAAAACAAUCCAUCGAAAUGAACACGGCGAAAAUGUCUGACAAAUGGUUGUUAAUUCUUUAUUCUGUAAAUAAAACAGCUCUAAUGUUUAUUUUUUUGAUUUCCUCUGCAGUAAUUUUCAGGGAGUAAAAUAAUGUCUCCAACAAAAUCCAGGAAUAAAUCCAAAAAACCCGCCGGGAAUUCUGCCAGACCACCGCAAAACAAUGUGGCAACCAACCCGAAGAAAAGCGGCUGCUCCGACCCGACUCCCGGAUUGGAUAUUCUCUCAUCGUCGCCGGAUUCUUCCUCCUCGCCCGACCAUGACAAUUUGGGCAGCCCAAUCGGGGCACUGCUGCUGGGCUCCGAACCCGAUUCGGUUUCCAACAACGGCAGCUGCUACUCCGGCGAGGAAGACCCAAAAGAAGUCACCAAAACGACCGCGACCCGGCUGCCGGACAACCUCCACGUCACAGUCUCCGGUCUGGACAGCGACCGGCGGGAAAAAAUCCGGUUGAAGAACGAGAAGAAGCACGCCAGACAGAGGGAGCGGCGAGCACAAGAGCUCCACGAACGCUGCUGUGGGUUCCUGAUGUCGAGGAAGCUCGAAUCCCUCUCGCAGCAGAUCGUGGCGAUGGGAUUCUCCAAAGAUCGUGCCACAAUGGCGCUCAUGAUGAACGACGGGAAGGUAGAGGAGUCCGUGAAUUGGCUUUUCGAAGGCAACGGCGAUGAUAACGGCGAUCAAGGUGAUAAGGACGACGGAGAAAGUAGUAUCCCCGAAAAGAAGAAUUUAGGGUUGAAGAUUGAUAUCAGCGACGAGCUUGCUGAGAUUGCAGCUAUGGAGGUUCGAUUCAAAUGUUCUAAACAAGAAAUUGAAAGGGCAGUUGUGAAUUGUGAAGGGGAUCUCGCGAAAGCAACAGAGGUUCUGGCUUCCCAGAAGCCAGAGCAGGCGACUCCUCCUCCGCCGCCGCCGCUGCCACCACAAGCGAACUUCGAGCUCGGCGUCGAUGUCGCCGCGGUUCCCCGGCAGAGGAUGAUCCAUUAUUCGGACCCUGUCAACAGAAACUUUCAGAAUCAGAGGUGGGGGAAUCAUGGCUAUGGAUACAACAACCCAUCACUAUUUCAAUCACCAAAAUUUCAGCAACAGCAUUCACAGUUCAUGAAUUCCAAUCAAUACCCAGUUCAGAGCUCAAACUCUUAUUCUUCAACAGCAAGAUGGUAUUCCAGUAAUGUUCCUUUCCAAAGCCAUAAUCACCAUCCCCUCCACCACCGUCCAUCGUCGUAUAAAGAAACACCAUUUCUGUUCAGCGGCCCAAACCCAAUGGAAGCUUCGGCAGGACCUAGAAUGGGUGGUGGUAGUAGUAGAUCAUCAGAGUAUCAGAGUUUUCCAUCUUCCAGUAAUUUGCCAUCAUUAGCAGCUCCAUCUUCGCUUGGGCUGUUUGAUAGCUGGGGAUCACCAACUUCACAGGUUGAUUGGAACAGUGGAGGUAUGAUGUCUAAUUUCGAUUAUACGAGCAUAGAUUGGAGUCUGGAUUCAAGCUUGCUGCCUUCCAAGUCAAGGAGAAUGUGGCUGGGGCUCUCCUCGUUGUUGAUUAGCAAUGGUUCUUCGGCCGGCGGGAAUGGAGGUAUGGAAGCAACAUCUUCUGCGGCAGGAUUGCGUGAUUGGACCUCUCCUUUUGCACAGAAGGAUAUGUUCAGCUUGUCUAGACAAUUUGUUACCUCUCCUUCUCUUUAAGAGCAUGAAAGUCACAGAGAGAGGGAUGGUUGCAACCUGUAUAUUUUGUUGAUGUUGGGUGCAUAAAUGUUCAUCUCCAUG